Acyrthosiphon pisum (pea aphid) is the source of this 2859-nucleotide messenger RNA. RefSeq names its product arrestin homolog. The record is from RefSeq and is a predicted model, not a curated record. The coding region runs from base 1299 to 2555 and encodes 418 amino acids. Lineage: Eukaryota; Metazoa; Arthropoda; Insecta; Hemiptera; Aphididae. Gene Ontology annotation, molecular function: G protein-coupled receptor binding. Gene Ontology annotation, biological process: G protein-coupled receptor internalization; signal transduction. The transcript has 8 exons. Gene Ontology annotation, cellular component: cytoplasm.
AUAUAAUAUAUACAUGAGUUCCUAGUCGUAUAUUUUUUCGACCCAUAUAAUGACAUAUUGCCCGAGUUAAUCGGGAAAUGUGUUUAUUAUAAAUACUUUGCUGCUCGGUAUUAUAGUUUUAUCCAUUUAAAAAUUUUUAAUAAAUGACUCAAUUAUAAUAUGUUGGCGUUUGCGCACAGUUAUGGACUGUAGCUUAACGAUAUUACAGUAUACACCACCAAACAAUAUAACGUUAUGUAAUAUUAUCAAAUAGGUAAUAAUAGGAAUUAUGAUUUAUGAUUAAUGACAGAAAUCGUAUCAAAUAAAAAAUAAAAUUUUAAUUAUAAAUUCAAAACCAACGUUGAGAGAGGAGGUGCAAGCAUAUUAUUAUAAUCCCUAGGAUUUAACGCUAAUCGUACGCAUUAAUACGUAGGUACUCUCUGUAACGUUUAACCGUGGUUUUAUACUUUUUGCAUUGUAUACUAUAAAAAUAUAACAUACAUUUAGUGGUUAUAGAUCAGUGGUUACAAUUUACAAGUCCCAAGUUACUCAUUAUAUUACCAUAAUGUAUUGUGUAUGACCUAUAAUGAUAACAAAUAUAAAGACAACAUGUUCAUAAAUUAUGUAACGAAUUUUCCACUUCUGGUCAUAUUAUCAUAGGUCUGCGUCAUAUUCUUCAAGCACUUCUUACGUUUAAUAAAAUUAUAUGAAUUAUAUUAGACGUAAUAAUAUCUAUUCUCCGCUGCACUUACUUUAAAUGCUUAAGUGUCUAUAUCUACUUAAUAAUUAACUAGUUAAAUAGUAUAGGUAUACGAUAUAAAAAUUAUAUAGAUAUCGACAUUUUCAGUUCAAUACUCGGUGAAGACCGCUUAUACAACGAAUACCAAAAAAAAACAUAGGUACCUAUUUUAAAUUGAAAUGAUAUAUUCACAAACGACCAUGCAGGUUACGCACUACUAAUGACGAAAUCACUGGUUAAUAUUGGGGAUUUACAAAAUUAUACGCCUCGUCGAAAUCGUUGAGAAUAAAAUAUACAGGUAAGUACACCAAAUAUUCGUAUGAGCGAUUAAUAUUGUGUACACCGUAAUAUACAUCAUAUUACACGUUUGCCUAUUAAACAUAUCCAUAACCAACUGCCCAGCUAUCCAUAUAUUACCAUGUUAUUAUUAAUAUUAUUAUUGUUGCCAUUGUAGGUAGAGAUUUUGAGGUAUACAUCGCGUUCACUCCCUAAAACGGUUAUAUAAGGUCUAAUUAAUGAUAUCUUAUUGCGCCACUACAAUAUUGUCGAGAGACCAUCUCCCACAUAAUGACUCAAAAUUAUGUCAUGCAUUCAAGAUUCUUUACCAGGAAUAGCACACAGAGUUUUCAGAAAAACUGCCCAGAACAACAAGCUGUGUUUAUAUUUAGGAAACAGAGAUGUAGUGGUGUCCAACAGUUCGUCCACAAAAAUACACGGGAUCGUAUUAGUGGAACCAGAUCUAUUGAGGGACACAAAGAAAAAGGUGUUCGGGCAAAUAACAUUAACUUUCCGGUAUGGAAGAGAAGACGAGGAAGUAAUGGGAUUGAAAUUCUGUAACGAAGCAAUCAUGUGUUUAGCGCAAAUUUAUCCACCUCACGAAAAUGCACAACGCGAACAAAAUACACCGUUACAGGAAAUGUUAAUACAAAGACUGGGAAGCAAUGCUCAUGCGUUUUCAAUGGAAAUAACUCAUUUAGCUCCUCCUAGCGUCCAAUUAGUUCCUGCCAAAGAAUACAACGGCGCUCCAAUAGGAACUAGUUACGAUAUACGAGUAUAUAUAGCCGAAAGGGCAGACGAGAAGCUACAGCGAAAAAAUAUUGUAAAAAUGGGUAUCAAAGUAGUGCAAAUGGCUUCAGCGCCACCACCACCCACACCAACACCCAGAUCAGAUCAACCAAAAGGAUGGCGUCAAAGAGGACCACAAGCUACUUCAGAGAAACCAUUUUUACUUAGCGAUGGUAAAGUUACCUUAGAGGCGAACCUAGACAAAGCUAUUUAUACACACGGUGAUCCAAUUCACGUUAACAUCAGCGUGAAGAACACAAGUAAAAAAGCUGUCAGACGAAUAAAGGUGUUCAUCGUACAGCAUGUCGACGUAUGCAUGUUCAGCAACGGUAAAUUUAAGAACACAGUGGCAUCAGAUGAAUGUGCCGACGUACCAAUACCCGGUAAUGGGGGUUCACUCGAAAAGGAAUACCUGCUGCACCCUAUCAAGGCGAGAACCAAAAACUGGAUCGCACUAGAGGACUCGCUGGGGUCUGCCGUAAACAAGUCAGAGGGCACGUUGUCCAGCACUGUGGUAUGCGUGUCGCCAGAAGACAGAAACGUGUUCGCGAUUUAUGUCACAUAUUACGUAAAAGUCAAGCUUUUAAUAGGCGCCAUGGGCGGUCAGAUGUCACUCAAAUUACCAUUUACUUUGAUGCACACGCCUUCAAACACUUAUCCAGCAGAAUGCAAGGAUGCUUCGUGUACGUCGUUGGGACCCUGUCUAAUGGUGGACAGUAAAGAAGCAGCCAUGACAUCAGAGGAGCAGUGCACCAAUAACUUAGCACUCUGAGGAUUAAUCGAAUCGGCCGAUAAUCGAGAUAUUCGUUCGACACCAACAGCAACCACGGCCGAUCAAAAUGCCGAAGAUCAUCGUGAAGACAACCGUUUUAAAUUUAAAAGAAUUUUGUGUUGUUUCAACAACAACAGAUAGUGUUAGGGGGACCAACUGAAAAAAGUUUUAUUGUUAUUUUUUAUACUAAAUAAAACAGAUUGUAAAUAUGUAAUAGGUAUCUCUAUUCGAUUAAGUAAAAAACUAUGAUUGUAUAAUAGUUAAAAAUGUAAUUAGCAAAUAAUAUAAUACUUAUCAAAUUCAA